AAAGCUGCAAGAGUGCCAUUUUGUAUUAUCUUACAUUUCCUUCACCUUCUAUGUAAGAAAACCAUUUUGACAUACAUGCUGCCAAGCACGCCUGUCAAACUCCUUUUUGACGAUUGAAUUUAGCCAAGAUGGUGAAAGUCAAGUGCUCAGAUCUGAGAACCAAAAACAAGGGUGAGCUCACCAAACAGCUCGAAGAGCUCAAAAAUGAACUCCUCGGUCUCCGUGUUGCUAAAGUAACUGGUGGAGCUCCAUCAAAGCUCUCAAAGAUCCGAGUUGUCCGCAAGGCUAUUGCUCGUGUUUACAUUGUUAUGCACCAAAAGCAAAAGGAGAACUUGCGUAAAGUUUUCAAGAACAAGAAGUACAAGCCUUUGGACUUGAGGAAGAAACGUACCCGUGCUAUGCGUAAAGCCUUGUCACCCAGAGACGCCAACAGGAAAACCCUGAAGGAAAUCCGUAAGAGGUCAAUCUAUCCAAUGAGGAAAUUCGCUGUUAAGGCAUAGAUAACGUUUGCUACCCUUUUUGUAAUAGAAUUAACAAAUUAAACACAAAAAAAUUGUGAAGAAGAGUUCACAACAAAAACAAA
This is a messenger RNA of Episyrphus balteatus (marmalade hoverfly), 583 nucleotides long. It is a transcript of the gene RpL35, whose product is annotated as 60S ribosomal protein L35. The transcript has 3 exons. The record is from RefSeq and is a predicted model, not a curated record. Gene Ontology annotation, cellular component: ribosome; cytosolic large ribosomal subunit. Gene Ontology annotation, biological process: maturation of LSU-rRNA from tricistronic rRNA transcript (SSU-rRNA, 5.8S rRNA, LSU-rRNA); translation. Lineage: Eukaryota; Metazoa; Arthropoda; Insecta; Diptera; Syrphidae. The coding region runs from base 129 to 500 and encodes 123 amino acids. Gene Ontology annotation, molecular function: mRNA binding; structural constituent of ribosome.